Molecule: messenger RNA, 1773 nt
Organism: Paramecium tetraurelia
Lineage: Eukaryota; Ciliophora; Oligohymenophorea; Peniculida; Parameciidae
Exons: 4
Source: RefSeq, a predicted model, not a curated record
AUGUAUGCUAUUUUGAUUCCAAUACUCUUUUUAAAAGUUUUCAUUUAAUUAAAUGUUUAAUAAAUACUCUUUAACUUUUUAAUCAACAAAUCUAGAAUUAGAAUACAGAGAAAGUCAAAUACCUGUAGUGAAAAAGGAAUAUACAGCCUUUUCUUUGCAAGCAUGCGUAAUUUUCAUAUUGAAAAAUAGUUAUACAUGAUAUUUUAUUCCAUAUAUUACUUUAGAAGUCAGCCUUAUUUUAUCGUCAUACUACUAAGUUGUUGUUUUAUUGUUAUCUUUAUAAUCUUCUCAAAGUUUUUAAUAGAUAAAUACCCAAGUGUAAUAAACAUAAUUUUGCCUUUUCUAUAAAUAAUUAUGGCUUUGAUUUAAAGUGUUGACUAUAUUUUUAGAUAAAGCAAUCCAACUAAUUCCUAUCAUUCAAAUUAUGAUUGGUAUUACGGAUUCUGUGCUUGCUAUUUUCAUAUGGCCAUAUUUAUUCAAGGCUAUCUAUUAUUGUCAUAAGCCCUUAUAGUAAUAGGGUUACUGUUAGCUUACAUUUUAUGGGCUUAUAAUUACUCUUCUAUCUAUGUUAGUCUAUUAUUGAGUUUUAUCUCUGUUAUUGUUGGAAUGAUUGCCAUCAAAUAUAGUAUAGAGAAUAACAAGAGACAGUAAUUCCUCCACAAUCGAGAAAGAAAAAAAUGGUUUGCAAUAAUUGACACUGUCUUAGAAUAAUCUAUUUUAGUCAUUAAAUUAGAUAAACAAUAGGAUUAACUAAGAAUACAUUAAAUGAAUAAUAUUACCAAGGAAAUUUUAUAAGUUAAUAAUGACAACGAUUUAAGAACAGUUCUAAGAAACCUAACCUAUUCUAGAGGAUCAAAACUUACUAAUAAAGAAAACAAGUGUACACUUGAAAAACAUAUUAGAAUGAUGUUAUAAAGUAAUUCGUCAUCAGGUUCUGCCUUUGAAUUGAGAAAAAGGGGCUCUUAAGACAAAUUGAUUAAUUCAUUGAUAUGUCAUUCUAACUUAUUAGGUAACUAAUUCAAAGUCUAAAUUGUUAAUUACUGGACUGAUGAACAAUAAAUGGUCAUAAUGGCUACUGAAAGUAUAAAUAAUUAUUCAUAAAAUCAUGAGAAAUUAGAGUUGAACUUAAAAAAUAGACUCAUUACUUCUUUGGCUUAACAUUGUUUAAGUGUCUACUUUAAAGAAAAAGAUGAUAGAUUUGCUAAAUUACAAUGUAUGAAUUACUUUGUAUCUCUAAACAUUUUGUAGAACCCUAAUAUAAUAAAUGGAACGCCUAAUAAAAAAUACCAUAAGGAUAAGCUUAUUUAAUUAAUAAAAUCUGUUUUUGGGAGUUAACUGACUAUUAUUAACAAGUUAAAAAUAGAAAAUUUACAUAUAGAUCUAAACUCAGUUUUGCUAAUAUUCAUAUCAUUGUUUUAAUUCAGAGAGAAAAAUGAAGGUCAUAUUAAGAUAUCAUCUAAAAUAAAUGAAGAUAAAGUUGAAUCUAUUCAUUUUACUUUGAUGCAAUUUACUUAAUUAAUUAUUCCUUAAAUACGAGCUUACUUUUCAAAACCUUUAUUUUUUUUUAAUGAUUAGGAUAAAUUCGCAAUUACAUCCCAUCUUCAAUCAAAUUUAUUACAUUUAGAUAAAAAGUUGAAUUAUUAAGAUCCUUUAAAAGCAACAACUUUAAUUAUAAUGAAAUUUAUAUUAUGGCAUUACGGUUGUAAUACUUAAAUUAAAGUUAAAUAAAAAAAUAACCUCACUUACUUUUCAUUUUCUUUGCUUAAUUAAUGA